This is a messenger RNA of Naegleria lovaniensis, 567 nucleotides long. RefSeq lists its product as uncharacterized. The coding region runs from base 1 to 567 and encodes 188 amino acids. The transcript has a single exon. The record is from RefSeq and is a predicted model, not a curated record. Lineage: Eukaryota; Heterolobosea; Eutetramitea; Acrasida; Naegleriidae.
AUGAAGGAAAAAACAAGACAGGAGAAAGACAAUGAAAGAGCUCAAACCGAAUUUAGAGACAAUCAAAUCAAAUAUGAAGAGAUGAAGCGACAGUACAAAGAAUUGCAAAACAAACUUCAAAGCAAAGAAGAAGAGUUAAAAUCGUUCCUUCACACACAAUUCAAUGCGCUCAAGGUCAAGAAUGAAAACCUGGAAAACACCCUAAAAGAACUAUCAAGUCAAAACGAGGUGCUUCGAAAUGAGAACAGGAAGCUCGCUCAGGAAAACGAGAAAUUAUCCAAAGAUCACGAAAUGUGGAAUGCAGAGAAAGAGCAGUAUGAAAAGAACGACAUUCAACGAAGAAUAUUGGUGAAGAAGCUUAAAAACCAGCUCAAACUUUCAAUGGCUGUCACUGCCAUUGACAAGCAGCAACUAUCGACAAUUUUCAAAUCAAACGUGAACAUUGCAGAAUCAAUCAAGUCGCUAAUGGAUGUCAUCAAAGAAGGAAACGAAAUUAGUGAAGAAGAAAAACAGUUUAUGAAUCAAUCUCAACCCACAAAAGAACCAAGUGAAAGCACAAAGCGAUAA